GUUUCCCGACGUGCUCUGCGGAGGGUGCCAAGAUGGCGGCGGCGGCGGCGUCCGCCCGCCGGUUGCCGUUCCGCAGCGGGCUUGUCGUGCUGCAGGCCGCUCGUGGGGCGUGUGUGUGUGAACCCAAGCUCUGCCGCAGGUUUUACCCUGGAAGUACAUCUCUCCCACAGGUUGAAGGAACAGAUAUAGCAGGGACUGAAGAAAUAAUCAUUCCAAAGAAGAAAACAUGGGAUAAGGUAGCUGUUCUUCAGGCACUUGCAUCCACAGUAACCAGGGAUCCUACAGCUGCGCCCUAUAUAUUUCAAGAUGACCCUUACCUCAUACCAACCUCUGCCUUCGAGUCUCGUUCAUUUUUAUUGGCAAAGAAGUCUGGGGAAACUGCAGCAAAGUUUAUUGUUAAUUCACAUCCCAAAUAUUUCCAAAAGGAUAUAGCUGAGCCUCAUAUACCGUGCUUAAUGCCUGAGGACUUUGAACCUCACAUUGAAGGUGUGAGUGAAGCUGCGCUGAAGGAACGGAUCAGACUCAAAAAAGUCAAGGCCUCUGUGGACCUUUUUGAUCAGCUCUUGCAAGCAGGAACCACAGUUUCUCUUGAAACAGUGAAUAGUCUCUUGGAUUUAUUGUGUUACUAUGGUGACCAAGAGCCCCCAGCUGACUAUCAUUUUCAACAAACUGAACAUUUGGAAAACUUGGAAGAGGCCACAGAGGAAAAUAACCAAACAUCCAAGAUGAAAACUACUCUUUGGAAAGCACAAAACAAUGCUGAGAGAAUCUUUGCUCUGAUGCCAGAGAAGAACGGACACUCUUACUGCACAAUGAUCCGAGGGAUGGUGAAGCACCGAGCUUAUGAACAGGCGUUGAACUUGUACACUGAGUUAUUAAAUAACAGACUUCGUGCUGAUGUAUAUACUUUCAAUGCAUUGAUUGAAGCCAAAAUGAUGAUGCCCAAUGAGAAAUUUGAGGAAAAAUGGACUAAUACACUGGAUCUUCUGAAACAUAUGGUUGCACAGAAGGUGAAACCAAACCUGCAGACUUUUAAUACAGUGUUGAAAUGUCUCCAGAAGUUUUACUUGUUUGGAAGGCUGCCAGCAUUACAGACCUUACGUGAAAUGAAAUAUGUUGGAAUAGAACCAUCACUUGCAACAUACCAUUAUAUUAUUCGCCUCUUUUACCAGCGAGGUAGCUCUAUGAAAGCAACAUCUUUCAUCAUCUAUGAUAUUAUGAAUGAAUUAGAGGGGAGGAAAUUUUCUCCACGGGACCUGGAUGAUGAUAAAUUUUUUCAGUCGGCAAUAAAUGUGUGUUCAUCUCUCAGAGAUUUAGAGCUUGCUUACCGAGUACAUGGCCUUUUAAACACGGGGGACAACCGGAAAUUGAUUGGACAUGAUCUUCAACGUAAUUUCUAUUAUUCGAGGUUUUUCAGUUUGAUUUGUUCAAUGGAACAAAUUGAUGUCAUCUUGAAGUGGUAUAAGGACCUAAUACCUUCAGUGUACCUUCCCCACUCCCAAGUAUUGAUAGGUCUUCUCCAAGCAUUGGAUGUGGCCAAUAGGCUAGAAAUUGUUCCUCAGAUUUGGAAAGAUAGUAAAGAAUAUGGCCAUACUUUUCGAGAAGCCCUAAAAGGAGAAAUCUUGAUGCUCAUGGCCAGGGAUAAACAUUCGCCAGAGCUUCAGGUGGCAUUUGCUGACUGUGCUGCUGAUAUCAAAUCUACAUAUGAAAGCCAAGAUGCCCAGCAGAGUGCUCUUGAUUGGCCAGCCAACCAUCUACAGUGUAUAGCUGUCCUUUUUUUAAGAGGUGGCAGAACCCAGGAAGCCUGGAAAAUGCUGGCACUUUUCAAAAAGCACAAUAAGAUUCCCAGAGAUAAACUACUGGAGGAGUUUGUGGACGCUGCAAAAACAUCAAAUAGUCCUGAUCGGGCCAUUGAGGCUGUGAAGCUGGCAAGUGCCUUCAGCUUGCCUAUCUGUGAGAGCCUUGCCCAAAGAGUAAUGAUGGAUUUCACAUUAGACCCAGAACAAAAAGAAGCCCUGGGUAACCUCACUGCAUUGAACAGCAGCAGCAUUGAUGGAGAUAGCAGCAGUGACAGUGACAGUGACAUCAGUGAAGACAAGUGAUUGAGCUGCUGGACUAUUACAGGUGGUAAAAUAAGCAGAUAAAGGGCUGUAGCCUGGACACAAGACCCUAGGAUCCAUCUCCAGCACCCUCACGCACUGUGAAGUCAGUGGCUCUUGGAGAAAAAGAAGUCCCGCACACGGAGUGUCUGCAAGCCUGCCUCAUUCCCACUAUGUCCGUCGGGCAAGAGCUCACCGGCCUUUGCUGCCUACCUGCUCUGUGAUGUCUGGUCCUUUGGCCUAGACAAAAGAGUACAAACUGGUUUUCAUGAAGAUAUGUAAUUACUGUUCAGUUGAUCGAAUCCCAGUUUGGGGAGUACUUAAACAGAUGUGAAUAACUGUCUUAGAACUAAUUAAAUCAGAAGCAAGUUACUGGUUUUAGGCUACCCGACUGGUAAAAUCAUUAAAUAAAUACAGUGAUUAGG
Messenger RNA from Meriones unguiculatus (Mongolian gerbil), 2524 nucleotides. It is a transcript of the gene Ptcd3, whose product is annotated as pentatricopeptide repeat domain 3. Lineage: Eukaryota; Metazoa; Chordata; Mammalia; Rodentia; Muridae. Gene Ontology annotation, molecular function: ribosomal small subunit binding; protein binding; rRNA binding. Gene Ontology annotation, biological process: mitochondrial translation. The record is from RefSeq and is a predicted model, not a curated record. The transcript has 24 exons. Bases 33 to 2102 code for a protein of 689 amino acids. Gene Ontology annotation, cellular component: mitochondrion.